AUGCGGGCCAUCUUAGAAACCACAAGUCGUGUCCGAAGGCAAAGCCCGCCUCUUUCUCCUAGGCGGCGCCUCCGCCGACUGCAUCGCGGUAGCCGCGGUGGGGAUGCGGAGGGCCGGCCGCCCCCCGAGCCCCGGGCGCGCGGGCCGCGCUCGGAGCGGGACGUGGCCAACGACGUCGUCUUCGGGGUGGUAGCUGUGGACCUUCUCUUCAACCACGACCGGUUGGACAUGGAGGUCUCCGAGGCCUUUCGUCGCUCGGUGUACCAUCCGGCCUGGAAGCGGCUCAGGUAUUACUCCGAUGCCACAGCGCCAGAGGCGCGCUCGCCUGCAAAGUCUUGGCGACUCCAGGAUCGGACCUUGGAGCGGCAGUUUAGCUUGAGUUGUUUUUUUACGGAGGCAGCGACGAGGGAGCUGGACAUCUCUAGGAUGCAGGACCCACUGAUCCCUUACAUGCAACGCACGAGUCGCGGCCUGCUCUUUCAGGCGGGUGUCCGGGCGACGGACGAUCCCGUCUCCAACGCGCUGGUGGCGUGGAUGGCCCACAGCCUGAAUGUGCCUGGGAAUGCCAAGGACGAGCUGCGGCUUUCUCGCGGCCGACCUUUCGGCUAUGCGAUCGGAAAGCCGGAGGUGAGCGAGUGGCUGCUUCCCGUCUUCGUCGAGCACGACCGCUCCUCUCACGCGGAGCGCAUGGUGCGCGGGGAGCGGGUUUAG
Molecule: messenger RNA, 711 nt
Organism: Symbiodinium natans
Lineage: Eukaryota; Dinophyceae; Suessiales; Symbiodiniaceae
Source: the annotation of a GenBank genome assembly